AUGAGCGGCCCCUACAACUACGGCUUCAGGCCUCCCCACGGCCAGUCGCCAAUGAGCCCUGAGACCCCGACGAGUGCAUACAAGAUCGACGUCAAGAGGACAAAAACGAAGAAAUGGGUCGAGGCGAAGACCCAGAAUUACGAUGGCGAUGACUGGGGCAAUGAUUUCGAUGACGAGCCUGACGAGCCGGUACCUGUGCCGCCUCUCAAGCCGACGAUGGGCUUCCGUCAGCCGAGUCCCAGCCAGGCGACGACCGCGAACCUGCCAUCCAACCAGCCGCUUACGCCGCAAUCUGCAGGACCUGCGUCCAUGAUGCGACCACAGCAGCCGGCCACGAACGAGUCGGCAUUGUCAAGCAGCCCUCGGGCCACAGCCGGCCUUCCUCCUCUUCAAACCCAGACACCACCGCGACCUGCGCCACCCAUCGUCCAUCCCGAGUCGAGUGAUAUCAGGCCUCAGAUUGUCUCCGGACCAUCCUCGAUGGAUAGUGUUUCUGACAAAGGCCCGUACGAACACCUUGUGUCGCCGCAGUCAGCCAAUAUCGGCUCUGGGCCUGGUUCCAAUGCUGGUCGUCACGAAGCACCACCACUUAAUGUAACCUCCCCCGUAGGCGGUAGACGCACCUCGCCAGCGCCGCCGCAGCAGCAGCAACAGUCGCAACAGCCUGCGCAGCCGCAGGCUGCUCGAUUCCCGCCUCGGAAGAGCAGCAUGGGCCAGCAUGAUGCUGAUCGCCAAGCAAACUCUCGCUCUGGUUCCACCCAGCCGCCGUGGAUGGAGCAGCGAUCCAGGUCUCCUUCGACUGUGAGAUCGCCAGGCACGCCCUCGAACGCCAAGGCGCAACCUUUCGUUCGGCCUUCGGACAUCUAUCGUCGCGCAGAGAACGAGAGGGAGAAGGAACGAGUAUCCACGGAGUCGGGACGGCCUAGCUUGGACGGCGUUGGUGGUCCAAGGACUGAACGGUCGAUUUCUCCUGCAAAUGCACCUGCCGGUGUUGGAGCUGGUGAGCAUGUGAGGGGGAAUGAUUUGGGUUUGAGUAAGCUUCAAGGAGAAGACGCACCCCAAGGUAACCAGCGGCCCGUUUUGGAGCCGGUCGCAGAGAGAAAGAGCGAGUACGGCUUCGACCGCCUGCUUUCCCAACCCCAAAGUCAAGACCAGGCGCUGCCGCAGCCGCAGCCGCAGCCGACAACGAACAUCACCACAACAAAAUCUGGAAGCCCCCAAUUGGCUGUGCCUGCGCAUGCGCCUGAACCACAAUACCAACGCCCAACCAACGAAGAGGUCGCCGAGCAACGCCGCUACUCUUCUAGCCCUCGACUGCCAGACCUUGCUCGUAUGUCCCUUUUCGGCGACGAUUUCUUUUCCAACCCGGGCAAAUUCGCCGACGAUGCACCGCCAAUGCCUUCUCUGAACUCGCAGCAGUCUGGCGCAGCAUUGCCGGCCGAGAAUUUGUCAACCAUCGAUAGAACAGCAACCCCCGCUGCGUUGUCGACCUCCAGUAUAACCCCUCAGCGAGCCGAGUCUCCGAUGGCCUCUGGCCAACCUGACAAGAUGGAACCCGUCUCGCCGGCACAACCGCCGCCAACCAAGGAGAAUGAUGAGCCGGUUGGACUGGGCUUGAAUUCUCUGCCGUCACGGCCAUCCCUUCCUGGAGGCUGGGUUACGGAGACGCGUUCGGUGACCGAUGAACAAACGCCUCCUGCUGUGGCAGAAAAGAAGACGGCAGGCAUGGAUCCGGGCGAGGUCUCCCCCAUAACUGACAACGAAGACGAUGAACUCCGCGGCAGCGGUCUGGCGACUGUCAAGGAUAGGGUGUCGAUACCGGUUUCCAUCCCCGAGGCUUCGGCGCGUGUGCCUCAGUCCCACGACCGAGAUACCGACAAGGCCGAAGCCGCCGUUAAGCCGUUGGCCCCGCUGAACCCUCGACCGUCCGACCACUCUCCAUCGGAUUUCGUUCCGCCUGAGAAGCUGCAGCGCGAAUCAACAAUGAGCACGGUCACGUCUCCGUCGCCCGUCAAGGAAAGCGAUAAGCUGAGGGAGGAAAUCAUGCGCAGCCUUAGCCCCGUUCGACCUACAAGUGACUUCAACGACUUCAACAAGAACCAGGCAUCCGGCCUAACGGUGGAGGACAACGGUCCUCGCGAAAGCACCUACCUGCAUGGCGUCUACGAUGACUACUGGACUGCAGGCGAUGACAAGCCCGACGUUCCUGAGUUGCCCAAAAAAGCAGAGAUGGAUGUCAAGUCUUCGGAGAAAGAGCGGGACAUUUCCGGCGUGCCUCCGUUAAGCCCGCGCAAGGAGACCGCAGGAACAUCCCCGAACCUUGGCCGGCGAUUUUCCUGGGAGGGCGGGUCGGAGCAGGUCACGCCAGGGCCAGCCGACCCUCAAAACAACCUCUUGUCCGAACCUCAACUGCAGACUGCCUCUGCAGCUGUUGUCAGCCCAUCUCUUCCCUCCCAGGAUGCCCAACAGCCACGAGCCGCGUCGUCUGAACAGCCAAGAGGCGCCGAGCAAGCGCAGCCUCCCACCACCACUACGGACGAGACGCAUAUUGCAGUGCCUCCAAAUUCAGGCACGAUGUCACACCAAGUGUCGCAGGUGAGCUCGGUGCCGAGAGAUCGGUUGGGUUCAGAGGCCAUCGAACCUCCGUCGCCAGUGUCAGUUGUGACUGAUAAGAACAAUGCCUCCGCCGCACCAACCCGCCGGCUGUCCCUCGCGGAAGAAAAGUCAAUGGUUCGGGUCUCGUCCAAUCCCGUGUCGCCAAGCCCUCCGCCGGGUGACCACCCGGCGCUGGCCCAGUCUGCGGAGGCGACGCCGCCGCCUGCAUCACCCGAACCGUCACAGCAGCAACCCGUCGCGCCUGUCAAGAUUACGAACUUCAGAGACAUCAUGGAGCUCCAAAGCGCAUCGGAGAGGAUCAACAAGUACAACGAAACAAGAGCGCAGUUCGCGUCAAUGGAUUCCGGACUAGACAACUGGCUAGUCAACCUCAAGUCCCAGCAUCCCGAGCACGCAAACGCGACUGCGUCGUUCGCAACCAACAUCUCGAACGCUGGCCAGGGGCAGUCUUCGCCGACGACGUCUCAGCCGAAUUCCCAGCAGCCAUACUAUCAACAGUAUCUCAACGCUAGCUCAACCAACGUCAGUACGGCUGCAGCUUCAGGUCGCCCUCCCGCGGGCAGCGUAUCCAUGGGGUCCCAUUCGCCUUCGAGCGAUUUCAAGCAUUCGAGCGGUCAAGUUGGGGCGAAGGGCAAGGGACUGUUGCUUGCGGCGGGUAAGGCGGGUAAAGGUCUAUUGAGCAAGGGAAAGAACAAACUCCGUGGCACUGGGGACAAGAACGACUCUUCUCCCCCGCCGGCCCAAGCCCAGUCCAGGACCAAAGCAGAGCGGCGUACGUCAUGGGGCAUUAGCCUCGGAACCCGCUCAUCGCCCCGUGCCGACAGUCAUGCGCGUUCAGCUUCAUUAUCAGGAUCGCUGUCAGGCCCAGCUCCUAGUUCACAGACCAUCCCGGAACAUCCGGCUUCCCCGACUCCACCGCCUCAACUGCCCCAGACAUCGCGUAUCUCCCCAUUCGAUACCUUGACUCAGGAUAGACAGGCUUCGGCUUGGGCCCCACCUCGGCCCCAGACCCCCAAGCAUCCCGCCGGUGCUCUCCGGGACAGCGAUUCGGAGCCCGUGUCGCCCGUGUCGGACACCCAGUCUGCAUCGGCACCCAAGGGCCACGACAAGGCCGAUGAUGACGGCUUCGACAGUGGUCUCGGUGGCGGCGGCGACCUUCAGGUCCCAAGACCCAUUAGCAAGACCCAGCCUUCGUGGGACCCAUUCACAGGCACACCCUUGGUUGAGGAGGAGGGUUUCGAGAUGGGUCAGUCCAGGGAUCCGAGUCCUCAUGCGCAUCAUGCUGCCCGUGCUUCUUCCGUUGCGCAAGCACAAACCACCACUUCAUUAGCCAAGAACUCCACUGAAGAUGAUGAUUGGGUAGUGGUUUCGCCGCAGUCGCCUCCUUCAGGUCAGGUUUAUGUGGUGUCCCCUGAAUCACCUCCUUUAGCGCGUUCUUUUCAACCCAUCGAAGUCAGUAGAGAGAUUUCUGCGAAUGAGGAUGAUGAAGAAUCUGCCAAUCGGGGUGCUGUUUCCCUUGCGCAGCAGGCGCAAGGUCAAAUCCAACAUCACCAGCCGGGACAACAAGAUCAGCCAACGACGCAACAUGGCCAGCGGAUUCAACAUCUUCCCCAACAAGGGACUGGAUACCAGGCACCACAGCAGUACCAAUAUCAGCACCAGACUCGCGAGCAACUUCCCUCGCAACAGCAACAGGUGUCUCCUCAGCGCCAGUCCUCCUUCGUCGGUCUUCCGCCCAUUCGCCGAACUUCGACCUUUGGUAUGAAUUUCACCAAGAGAGCCAAAAAGCGUUUCCCCUUGGAUGAAGAUGAAGACGAUGGUCAUGGUCUUGUAUCAUCCCCCGUCGGUACUACAUCCGCGCACUUCGGACAGAACACAGGUAGUUCGACGCAAGGGCAGCAAGCCGGAGAUGGCGCGUUUGUUGAGUCUUCACAGCCUGUUCGAGUCGAGACAGGACUGUCUGCUUCUCGAAAAGAUAGUGCCAUGUCGCAUCAAGUUAUCUCAGCGACGUCCACCCAGGCGGCAACCCUGGCAACAGAGAGCACUGGAGUUGACUGGAGAGUUGACGACGAGAAGAGGCCUUUGGAUCCUCAGCAAUCCUUCCGACCCGGUGGGCCCGUUCCCCGUCCCAUUGACACGAAUUUCGCGACAUCACAUGACGGGCGCAGCGGAGGCCAGCCAUUAGCUCCCGGAAUGCGGUCUCAGCAAGGAGUAGUUCCCCCGACUGUCGGCGGCAACCCUAUCCAGCAUCUACCGCCACAAGGCCCGUGGAAGCUGGAAGAGUCUCAUCUGUCAGAGCCGCUUCUGCCUGCUAGCCGUAGUCGCUUGUCAGGUAGCUCAACGUCUCCUCAUCAACCAUUCUUUGGCUUCGAUAAGGAGACUGGAGUCCCUUCGCCGAUGGCUCCACGACAAGAAACGCAGCUGCCACCUCGGCAGAAGUUCUCUGAGGUCCCUCCGUCAUCAGCACAGCGAUAUCCGGAGCUGUUUACUUCACCGCCGCAAGGCUAUCCGAACCCCGGUUCUCCAACUGGACCCCGAAGCUCUUUUGACGCAGGACACCACUUAUAUAAUCGAGACAACACCUCCCUCCAGCGGACGCGGACGGUCGAUUCUGAAGUGAGCAGCGUUGAACCAUCUGGAGAUGACGAACGCGGUCGAGGCAAGCGCGGGUCAGGUUUCUUCAAAGAAGUCGGUGGUCGUUUCUCACGCACGUCUUCAAGAGAAAGGCAAAAUUUCAAAGACGAGGUCGAACCUACUGGUCAUCCUGCCGAAUCUCUCGAGAGGGAAAGAAUGUCCGUAUCAAGCAUUGGGACGGUAGAGAUGCAGGACCGGCAAAGGCGCCGGUCGAGCUUUUUUCUCAACUUGCGGGGCCCGAAGCCAUCGGACGCGGCUCAAGCUCAAGAAGGUGAAGGAAUUCCACCGUCGCCCAAAGCAAGCCCGAAUCCUGCCGUCUCUCCGCAGAUUCCACACCCUGGCGGGCCCGCAGAACGGAAGCGCUCAUGGCUCGGUCCAGGAGGUAACGACUCAGCAGCGGCUCCCCCCAGUUUGUCCCGCUCGUCAACUUCGACUGCUGGAAACGAACCAGCUGGCGGUCCCAAAGACCCUCCGAAGAAACGCUUCUCUGGUCUGAAGGUCUUCAACCGUACGUCCAGCCAGCAGGACCUGCAACCGCCUCCAAAGCCGAGUACUUCUCAUUCAGUAGCGUCAUCCUUCCACAGCCAUCAUUCUGGGAAUCAGCUUGGCGUGUCCGAUUCGCAAGUCACCCUCGGGAGAGAACGAAGCAAUACCACAGGAUCUGGCCCGUACGGGCUGAUGCAGACGAACAAACACUUGCAAACUGUAGGCGAGGAGGACCGUGGAAGAAGAAGUUCGGCCAGCGGCUUUCUCUCCGGCUUGUUCGGCACUCGAUCGUCCAAAACUCGAGAGGCACAGCAGCCGGCGGAUAUUGCGUCGCAGCAAAAUCAAGAUCCACCGCAGUUCAGGUUGCAACAACAGUCUGGAAAUCAGCUUCUUCCUUCAAGCUUGGGACCCAAUCGCCAAAUGGGGCCACUGCCCAUGAGAGGUCCACCGCAACAGUUCGAGUCCCAGCCGCAGCAGACAUCCCUCGCCCAGUCGUCGCAACAAGCCACAAAUGCUGGACCUCAAGCGCAAGCGCUGGAGCAGCGACGAGCAGACGUGUCUUUCUUGCCGGUUUCGCAGUACUCGCAACCUCGAAGUCCUCCCUUGGAUUCACAACAAAGCCGUCACUUGGCCAUGACAGGAGCACGACCAGUAUCCGAAAUCGAGAGUGAGGACCAGAACGUACCCGGGAGAGAUGUUCCUGGUGCAGGCCUAGUUCAAUGGGAAGCAUGCCUAGCCCUCAGCCGUACCAAGAGCCUCAAUAUGAUCAAGUCCCUAUUCCUCGGGGCUACGCCGCCGUUCACGGCGAGGGAGGCGUGGCUCCCUCUCCAUAUGAUAUCGGACGUCCCUCGCCUCCCGCUCAGUAUCCUCACCACCAGAUGCCGUCAGCCCAGCAAGCAUGGGCCCCGCCCUAUGGACCUCGAAGACACCUGUCGGAUACACCGACGUACAAUCAACCGCAGGGCCCGUCGCCGCAAGCUCAGCCGCAUAGUCAAUUACAAGUCCAAAGCCGUAGCCAACCCAUGGCAUCGCCGCAGGCAGACCGGCGUACAAGUACGACUUCUUAUCAGUCGAAUGUCUCUCAUACAAGCCAUGGUACGCAGCCUGGCUUCGGGGGUUUCGGUGGAGGUGUGCAGGGGCACAAUCAGCAGUACCAACAACAAGAAUCAAGAGGAGUACACCCUUCAGACCAAGACAGCGGAUCACACAACAUCCGUAGUCAGCUUGAUCAUGGAUCAAACUCUCAAGCCGCCAUCCAGGUUCACAGUCAAACACAGGUUCAACAAGAGACACAAAGCCAACGCAACCCCCAACCCAGUCACUUCGUUCAUCAGGUCGUUCUAUCGAAUGAGCCUCAAGAACAGCACCCCUCCGAACAUCAUCUCUUCCAAGCCAACGCUCCUGGGAAACACGUCGGUCCCUCGCAAGAUCAACCAUCACACAGUGGAAGCUUGCAAGAGUCGAAUGCUGCCGACUCUCACGGGGAACACGCGCAUCGUAGUGACGAAUCUCAGGCAACACCAGCCGGACCAGAAGCUGCCUAUCCAAAAAUACAAGCAGCACCGCAAGGUCUAUUCAUCGACACCGGUAGCGUUCUUGCAAGAUAGUUCAGACGACAUCUACGAUUCCACGCCUCGCCUGCCGUCUGGCCCGCCACCGCCACCUGCACAGCCAAUUAUGGCCACAAGAACCGGACAGAGUCAGGUUAGCGAAAGUUCGGCUGAUGAGGCUCCCCGCAAUGCGACCCACGCCAAUGGCAAUGCCAACGGCAACGCUUCAGCGACACUCACUCGCGGCAAAAGCACGAGGGCGGAGUUGGAAGACACCGAGGACGAGCGCAUGAGAACCAUACGGCUUGAAGCGCAAGAAGAAAAGAUCUUGGUUGAUCCGUACGAAGAGAAGCAAUCCUCGGGGAACAAGUAUAGAAAAGAAGAUGACCCAGACGCGCCCCAGAUGAGCGCGACAAGCUACCCCGGACAAGAGUGGAAUCCCUACGGAGCAGGUGGUUAUGAAGACUGGGAUUAG
This is a messenger RNA of Colletotrichum karsti, 7761 nucleotides long. RefSeq lists its product as uncharacterized. The record is from RefSeq and is a predicted model, not a curated record. NCBI's taxonomy places the organism in Eukaryota, Fungi, Ascomycota, Sordariomycetes, Glomerellales, Glomerellaceae. Bases 1 to 7761 code for a protein of 2586 amino acids. The transcript is spliced from 5 exons.